AUGUUUUUCCAAGCGUUGCUCAGAGGAGAGGAUCUAAACGAAAAUCGUAUUUUCAAUGAUUAUUCAUUUUAUUCCCACUUAAAAUCCAAGGUUUUUUCCUGCUGGUUAGACUGUAGUAUGUGGUAUACAUUUUAUCUUUUAAGUAUAAGUCUAAAACUACUUCUUUUUUUUUUUGUACAGUUACCAUGCAUUUUUCAUUUGCUUCCUCUCUUUAUGUUCAGCCAUUUUAAGCUCAGAAAAAUAGUACACAGAAUAGAAUGAGCAAAAUAGACAUAACUUCCCCCUUUUUGCUGAUUUACAGCAACUAUGAAAGCAAUUCUACAUCUUAGCCAAUCGUGAAAAUAUUUCAUUCAUGCGCAUUAAAUAGAAAAGGAAAGUAGAUGUAGACAAUAACAGUAUUUAAAUAGCUAUCGGUUGAAUAUUUAAAUACAGCCGGUCUAUUAUCUGAGCAGCUAGGCGUGAUCUUUCACGUAUCAUUGAAGGUUGUUGUACCCCUUUUCUGCAUUAUAAUGUUCCUUAGGCCAAGUAUUCGCCUAUAGUGAACACCACGGAUGCGUAAAAUAAGCAUAUUUGUCUUGCCUUUUAAACACCUUUUUUUUCCCCGUGUUAGACAUAGCUCAAUAGAUUUUCAGAGCAUAUAUUUACUUGAACUGGAGGUGUACACCUUUUGUCUGAAACAUAUACCUUAAGCAAAUUUCAUUUCUCUGAAGUUCAUUUAGACCAAUAUCUUGGUACAUUA
Messenger RNA from Phytomonas sp. Hart1, 739 nucleotides. The record is from the annotation of a GenBank genome assembly. NCBI's taxonomy places the organism in Eukaryota, Euglenozoa, Kinetoplastea, Trypanosomatida, Trypanosomatidae.